Messenger RNA from Porites lobata, 799 nucleotides. Lineage: Eukaryota; Metazoa; Cnidaria; Anthozoa; Scleractinia; Poritidae. The record is from the annotation of a GenBank genome assembly.
GGCUCCUUCCGUUGUGGACAGAAUUGUGCCACUUGUCCAUACAUUACUAACGGCCUCACAAGUUAUACCUAUACCUUUUACGCUACAGGUGAAACACGCUCCAUCACUUCCCCAAUUAUUCGUAACACUAAAAAUGUGAUCUACAUGGUUCAAUGUAACCGUUGUAAUUUACCAUAUAUAGGUGAAACUAAGCGACGUCUCAAGGACAGAUUUAACGAACAGCAGACGUGCGGUCGACAAAACUAACAUUAAAUCUAAACCCACUACUGUUUCUGAACACUUUCUCUCUCACUCUAACCAUUCUCACAGGGGCACCCAACGAGGAUAUAGUCCAAAACCACCUAACAUAGCAUUGUUGAACGUAUUUUAGUAUUCAAACGGUAGAUAUAGGCAUAUUUUUAUCCCCUAAAAACUUUUCAUCUGUUCGGAUUUCCUAGCUGAAAGUAGUCUAGUGAUCCGAAAAUUAUAGGGAUAAAAACUUACGUUCUCGAAAAUUUUAGCCAGGAAAAGGCUCUCGAAAAUUCUAGGUGGCCUUUUUUAGGGUCAAAAUCCUUUAAAAAUGGGUAAUUAUACCAUUUUGUAGAUGUUCGAAAAUCUUAGGAGAGGCAGGCAAGCAAGAAAUUUUACAACAAAUGCUCCGAAAAUUCUAGAUCUCAAAUCGUCUUCCGAACAGAUAUUUUCCCGAAAAUUGCCGUUGGGUGCCCCUGAUUCUCAUACUGAAAUGCAGUUAAUCCCACUAGAGAAAAUUCAUUCUUCACGUGACUCAGUUCGUAAGGCCAGGGAGUCGCAUUUGAUAUAA